Molecule: messenger RNA, 14307 nt
Organism: Drosophila subpulchrella
Lineage: Eukaryota; Metazoa; Arthropoda; Insecta; Diptera; Drosophilidae
Gene: Smr
Exons: 10
Coding region: 1832-12586 (3584 amino acids)
Biological process (GO): regulation of transcription by RNA polymerase II
Source: RefSeq, a predicted model, not a curated record
GCGCAGAGCAUGUGAAAAAUUGACAACGUUUGCGCCAGAUAACAUAUACGUUGCGAAUUUAUUUAUAACAAAUUCACGAAAAUUAACCGAGGUAAAUGUGCAACGCAAUUCGUUAAACAAAAAAAGGAAAUAACGAAGAAAAAUAAUAUAAAUAUAUAUACAUAUAUAAUAUUCGUGCGGUUUUCUCUGAGCCUAUGGCUGUGUGUGUGUGUGUGUGUGUGUCGGUGUGCCUGCAAAACGGGAAAAAAGAAGUUGAGCUGAAAAAGCAGCAGCAAAAAAAAAUGGAAAAAAAAUAUAUUUUUAAAAAUUGCGUCGCGAUUUUUUUUCUCUCCCUCUCUUUCUCGCUCUCGCUCGCUCCCUCCCCUUCUCUCUCGCUCGCUCUCCCAUUGAAGUGGAAAAAUUUCUAAAUGUGCUUGUGUGCGUGUGUUCUAAUUUUUUGUUUAAUACAUUUACAAAAAAAAAUAAAAUAAAAUAAAAGAAGUCGCACACACACACACAUACGCACACACAAAUAGGGAGAGAAUUUGUUAAACAACAACAGCAAAAAACACAAAUUUUUUUGGGUCCGACAACGCCCUGUGCUAAAAAAGAAAUGAAAAUUAUACCGUUAUUUGCUUAUACCCUCCCCUUCGCCAAUAAAAAAAUAUAAGAUAAAUAUAUAUAUAUGUAUGUGUAUGUUGCAUAUAAAAGUUAACUUUUUUUUAUUGUUACGUUACUGAAAAUGCGAAAAAUCAAUAGAAAAUAAGAUAUUGCGUUUUUGUGCCAUUUGAAGAAAAGAAAAUGAAAAUUUCAAUUCAAAUCAAAGCUGAAAAUUAUUAAAGUUCAAAAACUUAUCAUGGAUUCUCACGGAUUUUUUCAUCGCGGAUUUAACCAACAUCCAUCGUCCAUCGGGUCGAAAUGGGCGGCGUAUGGAUGAUAAAAACAAAGUAAACUUCUUUUGUUUUUGCCUCUUUUUUUUCCGGUGUGUGUCUUGUGAUAGAGCGACAGAGAGGGGGCGAGAGUGAGCGAGCGAGAGGGCGAUAGAGGACAGAAAAAAAAAGUGUGCAAGAGCUGUUAAUUAAUGGAAAAAUUCGUCUCGUUUGCGUUGUCGUGUUUUUCGGUUCGGUACGUUUAGAGGAUUAAAAAAUUGAAAUUUAUAUCGAAAUAAAAAGAAAUAAUAAUAAAACCAGAUAUGAAAAUAUGCCACACACGCACACACACACGCACACAUCGUAAUACCGGAGAUUUACUUUUUUGAAUGUGUUAAAUGGCCAAAUCAAUUAAAAUUUUUUUGCAAUUUUUUUUUUUAUAUUUUACGCAAAGUGAAGUGUUGCAACUACAAAAAAUAAUGGAAAAUAAAUCCAAACCAGAAAUGGAAAAUAAUAUUUAGUGCUAAAAUCGCCUUAUCUUCUCAUUCCAGAGCAGUGUGUGUAAAUAGUAAAAAAAAAAGAGAAUCAAGAGAGAAAAAAUUAUAAAUAUAUAUAUAAAUCGAAAGAAAAAGUGCAGCCAAAAAAAAAUGAAAAUGCGAUCACAUUGAGGCAACUGUUGUUGCCCCGUUGCAGCAACAACAGCAACCCGAAAAAGAGCAACUUAAAAAGUUAAUAGUUCUAAACUUGAAGAGUAAAAAUUAAGUAAAAUAAUAAUAAUACAAAAAAUCCUAGUGCUAACUUUAAAGCGAUCAAUUUUUUUUUGUGGGGCAAUUCCGAGAGAAUGUCGCAGUGCAAUAAUGUUGCAACUGUCGGCAGCAGCAACAACAGCAACAGCAACAGCAACACGUUAACACCAAACAAAAAAUCAAUCAUCAAUUCUGCGGCCAACAACAAGUGUUUAAGCCAAAAGAGUUCGGCAUGAAAUGGAAGCAGCUAUACGCUCCACUUCAGUGCAGGUCGGUGCUCCGCCGCCCACAAACAACAACAACAACAGCAGCAGCAACAGCAACAACAACAGCAGCAGCAGCAGCAGCAACAACAGCAGCAACAACAACACACCCAACGGUGCGCAGCAGCAGCAACAUCAUCAGCAGCAGCAGCAGCAGCAGCAUCACCAACAGCAACGGGUUGUUGCCAGUAGCAACCAGCAGCAACAGCAGCUGCAGCAGCAGCAGCAGCAGCAGCAGCAGCAGCAGCAGCAACAGCAGCAGCAGCAGCAGCAGCAGCAGCAUGAUAAUGGACCAACGUCCCAUCAUUUGCAUCAAUCAUCUAUCAGCAUCUCUAAUCAGCAGAAUAAAGCAACGCAACAGCAGCAACACCAAAAGCAACAACAGCAACAGGCUGCCAACAUGUCCGCGUAUCAACAACGCCUGCCAUCAAAUGCAGCACCGCUCCACAGCCCCCACUGGUCGUACAGGGGCCUCGAGCAGGUGCCGCAGUAUGCCAAGCAGCUGCAGCAGCAGCUACAGCAGCAGCAGCAGCACCAGUCGCACCACCAGCAGCAGCAGCAGGAGCAGCGCACCACCAUGCAUCCGCAGAUCCACCACCACCACCAACAGCAGCAGCAGCAGAUGCAACAGCAGCAGCAGCAACAACAGCAGCAGCAGCAGCAGCAGCAAUCCUCGAGAGCGGCGGCCAGUCCAUUGUCACCACCUCGUCCUGGAAAUCCUGGCAGCGGCAACAGCAGCGGCGGCAGCAACAGCAGCAGUGCAGCAGCGGCAGCAGCAGCAGCGGCAGCAGCAGCGGCGGCCGUCAACACCGGUUACCCGCCACCGCCCCCGCAGCAUCGUUUUAUCCAGAACACGGGCUAUAGCAUUGCCCCGGCGCCCACCUACCGUGAGAAUCCCUACUCGCGUCACACCCAAAUUCAGCAGCAGCAGCAACAGCAGCAACAACAGCAGCAGCAGCAACAGCAGGCAGCAGCAUCCAUGCCCGAAUAUCAAAGGGCAGCAGCUCGAGCGGCUGCGGCGGCGGUUUCGGGGGGUAAAGGCAACGUUUCUGGCCAAAGUUCCAAUAGCAACAGCGGCGGCGGCAGCGGUGGAGGAGGUGGAAGUGGUGGAUCAGGUCCACCCGGCAGCGGCGGUGUCGUCCAGGUGUCGCAAUCCAGCGGAGUUCUGGUCAUGGAAGCCAUGCCCCACUAUGCCAGCCAACCAAAUAGUAAUCCCUCCCAGCAGCAGCAGCAACAGCAGCAGCAGCAGCAGCAACAGCAGCAGCAACAACAGGGCGGCAAUCCCAGUGCCGCGGGAGCAAUGUCCGCCUCAUCCUCCGCCGUUAGCAGCAUAAUGGUCGGGAAUCUGGGGCGCAUCCUGAUGCCCCACUCACAGGCUCUCCAAUAUACCAGCGAGUACCUGAGCAAUGCCACAGCGGUGGCCGUUGCUGCGGCGGCGGUCAACCAGCGACAGCAAUUGCAGCUGCAACAACAGCAACAGCAGCAGCAACAACAACAUCCGCCCGAGCCAUUUGGCGGCCAGCAGCCGUACAAGAAGCAACGGCUCAGCGAGGCCAAUGCCAGCAUGAAUCACCUGCCACCACACCCGCAGCAUCAGCAGCAGCAACAUCAGCAGCAGCAGCAGCAACAUCAGGCACACCAGCAACACCAGCGAUCCUCGCCAGCCCAAGUGCAACAGCAGCAACAACAACAGCAGCAGCAGCAGCAGCAGCAGAUGAACAGCAGUCGGCAGCAGAGUCACAAUGACAUGUGCCGACAAGUGGUCACCACGCCAAUGGGCAUGCAACUCAAGGUGGACACGCUGCCCCAGCAGCAACAGCAGCAGAUGCAACAGCAACAACAGCAACAGCAGCAGCAGCAGCAGCAACAUGCCUCUCAAUCCCAGAGCCGAUCCCAACCAGCGGCGAGCAGCAUGUCCUCCGGAGUGAGCCAACCGGCGGGCAGCAUCACCGUUUCCACGGCGGGAUCGACGGCGAGUCACAGCGGCAGCAGUGGCAAUGUUGCCGCCGGAACGGGCUUGGGAAAUACCGGAUCCGCCAGCACGGAGGCCUACCAUCCUCAGGUGGAGGCCAUUUCGCCCACGCUGCCCAGCGAUAGUUCGAUCGAGGAGCGCGGACGGACCAGCGCCAAGGAGGACCUGCUCAUGCAGAUCCAGAAGGUGGACAACGAGAUCAAGUCCGCCGAGACGACAAUGGAGACGCUGCGCAAGAAGGAGAAGACGCUAAUGGAGGAGGCCACCCUGGCCAAGGAGCAGAAUGCCGCCAAGGAGUUGAGCGACAACAACAACGAUAAGCCGGAGGAGGUGGUCGAGCUGGCAUGGCGCAGUCAAAUGCUGGCCGAAAAGAUCUAUGCGGCCAAUCGGAAGACGGCCCAAGCGCAACAUUCCAUGCUGCAGAAUGCAGCGGCCGAUGAAUCCUCCCCGGGAUCAGUGGCCGGACGUCCCUGGUUGCCCCUGUACAAUCAGCCCCUCGAUGUGGAGGCCCUCACCGUGUUGAUACGCCAGCAUCAGAGUCAAGUGCGUGCGCCCCUGCUAUUGCACAUCCGGAAGCUGAAGGCCGAGCGCUGGGUGUACAAUCAGGGAUUGGUGGAGAAAUACCUCAAGGAGCAGGCCGAUUGGCAGCGCCGUUGCGAGCGAAUGGAGGCGAGUGCCAAGCGGAAAGCACGCGAGGCCAAGAAUCGCGAGUUCUUCGAGAAGGUCUUCACGGAGCUGCGAAAGCAGCGUGAGGAUAAAGAGCGCUUCAAUCGCGUCGGUUCGCGCAUUAAAUCCGAAGCGGAUCUGGAGGAGAUCAUGGAUGGGUUGCAAGAGCAGGCCCUGGAGGACAAGAAGAUGCGAUCGUAUGCGGUGAUACCGCCUCUAAUGCACGAUGCCCGCCAGCGGCGUUGCGCCUAUCACAACGAAAACGGACGCAUCGAGGAUAUGGUGGCAGUGCAUCAGCAGCGUAAGGCCCUCAAUAUGUGGACGGCCGGGGAGAAGGAGACCUUCAAGGAGAAGUAUUUGCAGCAUCCGAAGAACUUUGGCGCCAUUGCCGCCAGUUUGGAUCGCAAAUCGCCUCAGGACUGCGUACGCUACUACUACCUCAGCAAGAAGACCGAGAAUUACAAGCAGUUGCUUCGCAAAUCCCGCCAGCGGACGCGCAGCUCGCGUAAUCCUGCCAAGGCCCAGGCCGCUCAGCCGCAGUGCAUCAUAGAUUCGAUGACCACGGGCGUGAUGACGCGUCUGCAGCGUGAGCAGCAGCAAAAGUCCGGCGGUCGUUCGUCAGCCGUUGCGGAACGUGAGCGUGCCGAACGGGCUGCCGAGCGGGAGCGUGUGGCGGAGAAAGCGGCAGCGGAUGCGGCCAAAGCGGCCGAAAGUGCCGCCGAGAAGGCAAGUGCCGCAUCGAAGGCCGUUGAGGCAACGGCUGCCGGCGAAAAGGUGGCCAAAGCGGCUGCAGCAGCAGCGGCGGCGGCUUCUUCAUCGGCAACAACAUCUACAGCAGCAGCAACAUCGGCAAAUCCAGCGACAGGAGCAACGGAUAAAACGGAUGCCGGCAAGUCUAGUAGUGCGACUGCUAGCGAAAAGAAUGCGGCGGCGGCGGCAACAGCAGCAGCAGCAGCAGCAACACCUGCGGCCACAGCAGCAGCAACAGCUGGAGCUGCUCCACCAGAGAUCUCAGCGGGCGGCGAGGCCAAGAGCAAAGCCGCCGCCGACGAGGAGGCGGCAGCAGCAACAGCCGGAGCAGCCACUGUGGCCACAGCCGGCACACCGGCCACUGGAGCCAGUGCGGCCAGUGCGGGCGAGGCGACAACGGCGACGGGAGCCACGGCCACAGCCGCCGCCAAGGGAGCCGGCAAACCGGAGACGGCCACCGAGCCAGCGGGCACGGCUGCCAAGGGAGCGGAUUCUCGGGCAGAAGCCAACGAUCCGCUGGCCAAAACAGGUCCAAAAGCUAUCAAUGCCGAGGGCUAUAAUGCCACCGGUAGCAGCAUCGCCAGCAAUGCUACUCCAGCCGCUGCCCCGGCACAGGGCGUAACCCUGAAUGGCUUUAAGCCGGGCUACCAGACUGUGGUCAUGGCCAAUGUGAAGGCCAGUGGUGAGGAUUCGUCGGCUGGAGGAGCUGCUCCCGGUUCUGGAGCAGCAACGAAUGCGGCAGGGCAGGGAGGCGAUAAAAUCGCCAAGCAAACACCGCCAUCCAGGGCUCCGAAUUCCACAUCCUCGACGGCGGCGGGUGAGAGCGGUGCUGGAGUGCCCACAUUUGCCCACACCGCCACCACGGCGGGCAACUAUCUGGGCCAGAAGCUGAAGGCGGCCCAGGUCGAGGGAUUGGGAGCUGGCAAUGAUCUGCACUCGGAUGUUAGUGAAUCCAAGAGGAAACGCUUCGAACUGAAUUCUGGUGAGGCGACAGGAAAUGCCACAUCUGCGAAUGCCAAUAGCAACACCAGCGGCAACAUGAACAUGAGCAACAGUCACGGCCAUGGCCACGGACACGGCCUGAAGGCCAAUGCCAAGGAUGCCUCGAUGGCCAAGACAUCGCUGCCAUCGUCGGCGUCAUCGGCAUCGGUUGUCACAUCCACGCCAACGGCAUCCUCGUCCGGCUCCAUGCUGCUGAUCAGUGCCGCCUCCAUCAUGUCCACCGCAGCGGGAGCCACAUCCUCGAGCACGGCGACCACCACGGCCACGGCUCCAUCGAUCACCAUGCCCCAACUGGCAGAUGGGAGCGCCAAUUCGAUGGUUAACGCCUCCGAGGUUCUCGCCCUCGAUGGCAAAGACAAACUGGCCAGCUGCUUUGUGUGCAAGGCGGAGGCAUGUCCGCGCACCCGACCGCUGAAGAAGGGGCGUGGCCAGCAGUACGGCAUUCCCGACGAGACGAUUCCGGCCGGAGCCCGCGUCUGCAACAGUUGCCAAUGCAAAUCGGUGCGCAGCCGCUAUCCCAACUGCCCGCUGCCCACGUGCCCCAAUCCCAAGGAUCGGGCCCAGCGCCUGCGGAACAUUCCCUCCCGCCUCUUCGAACUGGCGCCCGACAUCCGUGACCCGGUGAUGGCCGAGUUCCAGAUACCCCCGCACGCCACCCGCUGCUGCUCGGCCUGCCUGAUGCGCAUCCGCCGCAAGCUCGAUCCGCAGCUGAAUCUCACGGACGGCUCCGGUGGCGGUGCCGGAAGCGGCAGUGGUGGCGACGAGACGGAUGUCAGUACCUCGUCGUGUGACGAGCGGGAGCCGGGUGGUUCGGAUACGGCAUCGGUGGAGAGUCCAGAGAAUCUGCAGCGCCACAAAUCCCUCACAUUGGUCAAACAGCAGCAGCAGCAGCAGCAGCAGCAACAACAGCAGCAGCAACAUCAUCAGCAACUAUCGCAGCCCCAGCCACCGCCAGCUCCGCAACAGAAGGCCACAUCCACUCCUCGAGGAGGCGACAACAGCACGCCACUGAUUAUCACACCCACACGGAUGAGCGGCAAGGCGGGAUCGGCGGGCGUGGCUGCGCCGGCGGGUGACAAUGAUCGCCUGCUGCCCCCCGCCGCCGGGCAGGCACCCAAGAAGCAGAAGACCAGCGAGGAGUACGACUCCUCGGCCACGGAAACGGCGGAUGAGGAGAACGAGAACUCGCCGGCCAAUCGCCAGAGUCCCAAGGUCCUGUUCCAUGGCCAUGGCGGCGGUGGUCAUGGGCAUGUGGGACAUGCCAAUAAUGUGGCCGGACUGCAGCCGCCGGUGGGCAAUAUGGUGGCGGGAGGAAUGCCACCAGGAGGAGCACCACCGGGUCAGCAGGUCAACGGACCGAUGGGCAUGCGUCGCGAGGCGGUCAACAAUGUGCAGGAUUGCGUAUUCUCGGUGAUUGAGCGUUCGCUGAAGCACAAGGGACCGCAGCCCAAGGGCGGACAAGGGGGUCAGCAGCAGGGUCAGGGGCAGGGUCAGGGUCAGGCUCAAGGACAAAGCCAAUCCCCAUCCCACCAGCAACAGCAACAGCAGCAGCAGCAGCAGCAACAACAAUCUGCCAAUAAUCUGGAUCGUAAAGAGCUGACCAUUGUGCGGGAAUAUCGCCAGGAUCCGGGUAUCCUAAAGCAGCAGUCUGGCGGAGCACCGCCGCCUACCUCGGGUGCAAGUGGUCUGCCCCAUGGCACCUCCGUGCAGAAGCUACCAUCCCGGCCAGCUGCAGUGCCACCACCGCCAUCAGCUCAUCCACUGCCACCGACGAGCAGUAGCAACAAUGGAACCAGCGAUAGUCUGGCCACCCUAUCGGUGGUCAACUCUCAUCUGGGCGUGGUGGGUCAGCUCGGCCAUCCUGGGCUCAUGGCCCAUGCCGCAGCCGCCAGCGGAGUCAGUGGAGUGGACAAGGCCACCAUAACACCGGUGGUAAAGAGCUCCAGUGGUGGAUCAUCGAAGAGCGGUGGCGGCUCGUCUGCCCAUUCGACACCCACGCCGCCGGAGACCAUCAUCUACAAUGUGCCAGCGGCUCAUCCGCAACGUGGCAUUCCACCACCGCCGCAGCACUCGGUGCAUCCCGCUCAUCCGUCGCAUGCCCAGCAUCCGGUCCAUCCGCAGCAUCCGUCGCUGGGCCAGCAUCCGCAGCAUUCGCAGCUGCAAGUGCCGGAACCGGAGCCGCAGACCCUGGACCUGAGCAUCAAGAAGCCACCGCGCGAUGGCCACUCACCGCACACGGGAGCCGGCGGAUCAUCCGGUGGCUCUGGAGCCGGAGGACCCUCCUCCUCUUCGGAUCGCCAUCAUGGCCCACCACCGCCGACCAUGUCGAUGAAGCACAUUGUCCGCUCCACGGGCAUGUAUCGCGGCGAUACCGUCACCGUUCCCUCGCUGGCGGCGCCCAGUUCGUAUCUGUAUCCCACACCGCCGCACGGAGUGCUCAAGGCCACCGGCGGAGUGGGUGUGGUGCCCGGUGUGAUGCCAGGCGUGCCCGGCAGCGCUCUAUACUUGCAACCUGUCCCAGUGCCCGUGCCCAUUUCCAUUUCGGGCCAGGGUCAAUUGCCGCCGAGAGCUGGACAACCGCCGCCGGCACAGCCGCCCUCCGGCCGAGGUGUGUCCAAGGUGCCGCCCAAGCUGAGUCCCCACCACCUGCAUCCCAGUCACGGUCACUCGCCAUCACAGCAGCAACAACAACAGCAGCAGCAGCAACAGCAGCAGCAGCAACAACAACAGGCGGCUGCACAGCAGCAAUUGCUGGUGAAGAGCGGCUCCAUCACCCAUGGAACGCCGGCCAAUGCUGCCCAACAACAAAUUCAGAUCGUACAUGCAGCAGCGGCGGCAGCAGCAGCAGCUGCAGCCUCAUCCUCGUCGCUGCUCAGUCCCAAGUUCGAUGGCCUGGUCAGGCAGACGACGCCCGAGGGCGUGGGUGCCGGAGGACCAGGUGGCCCCGGGGGCAGCGGCAAACAUGGAUCGAUAACGCAGGGAACACCGCUCCACCUGCCACCGCAUCAUUUGGAGAGCAAGCGGGCCUACGAGAGCUACUACAAGAGCUCGCAGCGUCACAGUCCCGCCCAGCAGCCGGGUGGCAAUCAGCAAUUGCCGCCGCCACCGCAGCAGUCAUCGCCGCAGGCGCCACCACCGCAGGGCUAUGGAGUGGGUGUGAGUUCGCCCUAUGCCCGAUCGCCAUUCAGCGGCGUUGUGGAGCAGGCACCGGUGCUGAGCACGCGGCAGAUCGUGAUGCACGACUACAUCACCUCGCAGCAGAUGCAGGGCCAGCAGCAGCAGCAACAGCAGCAGCAGCGCAACAUGUCGCGCGGCAGCAGUGCCAGCGGCGGCGGAGGAGGCGGUGGCUCCGACAAGGAGUCGCCCUCGCCGCGGAACAGUGUGGGCAGUGCCGGGGGAUUCGCCUACGGCGGGGACAAGGACUCGGCGCCCAGAGGCCGGCCGGAGUACUCCAGUCGCGCGUCGCCGGCAGAUCAUGCAAACAGCACUCCAAGUCCGCAUCGCACGCCGCCGCCGCAGCGACAGGGGGUAAUCCAGAGGCACAACACGGGCUCCAAGCCCCCAUCUCCGGCAGCUCCGCCGCCGAGGAGCAUGCACAUUGUGUCCCCCUAUCAAUAUGCUCCAAGUGGUCACGAUGCCCUAGCCUCCUUUGUGGAUGUGGCCGUGCAGCAGCCCCAGUUGCCGGUGCCGUCGCAAAAGGAUGACAAGUCACCGGGCUCUGCUCCGCCGCCGGGACAAAUACCCGGACCUGGUCCCGGACCCGCUCCGCUGCCUCCCCAUGCUGUGGUCGGCGUGGCCCAGCCACCGCCGCCGACCGCCCACCAUGAUCAGCGGUACCGCGACCUGGCCCUGCAGCACCAUCACCACACCCUGGUGCAGCAGCAGAUUGCCCAGCAGCAGCACUAUCGCAGCCUCAAUGUGGCCGCCCAGGUGGACAUGCAACGGCACAUGGACAAUGCCAAGCGCGUGAUGCGCCACCAGCAGCAUCAGCAGCAGCAGCAGCACAACCAUGCCAUCGAGCAUCGGGACAGGGAGAUCCUGCAGAACCAGGAGCGGAUGCGGGAACGGGACCGCGAGCAGCGGGAAAGGGAGCGGGAGCGUGAGCGAGAGCGAGAACGGGAACGGGAACAACGGGAACGGGAGCGGGAGCGAGAGCAGCGUGAACGUGACCGUGAGCGGGAGCGGGAAAGGGAGCGAGAGCGAGAGCGACGGGAGCAGGACCGGGAGCGGCGGGCGGUGGCCGAGGAGCGGGAGCGGGACAGUCGUCGCAUGGAGCGCAUGUUCGCCGGCGGUGUGGUGAACGCGCCAGGCGUCGGCGGCGGCGGAGGACCUUCGCCCGGGCAGUUCAUGCGAGCCUCCGUCCCAGAGACUGGUCCACCACGCUCGAUCCCAGAUCGCGAACGAGACGCGUACUAUCGUCAGGCUCACGGCGGCCCAGCGCCAGAGGAUACGCCCGGACAACUGAGCGCCCAGAGUCUCAUAGACGCCAUCAUCAAGCACGAGAUCAAUCGCACCAACGACGCAACCGCAGGUCCGAGCCGUGAGUUUCCGCGCCCGACCUUCGUCCACGCUCCGCUGCCGCCACGCGGCUCGGGAUCAGGCGGUGGUGGCGGCACACGAUCCUCGCCAGCCAAUGUCCUCCAUCAGAUGUACGUGCGCGAUCAUCGCCAGCCGCACGAGGGCGGUGCCGUCUCUCUGCUGACGGCGGAGAACAAUGGCAAGCCCAGCUCGUCGGGAUCGCCCAGUGUGAUCAACAUUGAUUUGGAUCAGGAGCGAAUCUCGGCGGCAGCCGCAGCAGUUGCCCAACAGCAGCAACAACAGCAGCAGCAGCAGCAGCAGCAAUCUCAGCCACCACCAUCGCAAUCGUCGCAAUCGAGAUCCGUGCAUGGGCAGCUGAGAACUCCGACCUCCCAGGCUGGCGGCUCAGCUCCGAGUCCCCAGCAGAUCCAUACCAAGAGCAUUACCUUUGGCGAGCUAACUGAUUCGAUCAUAACCAACGACUACGUGACCAAUCCCCAUCUGCGUCCCACGCCACCCUUUAUGGCCUAUCUGCAGGAGACGCAGUCCAUCCUGCCGCCGGAUCGCUGGAAGCAGAAUCGCCGCAUGCAACAGAAGGCGGAGGAAGCCAAGCAUCUUUCGCAGCAGCAGCAGCAACACGCCCAGCAGCAGCAGCAGCAACAUCACGCCCAACAGCAGCAGCAACAGCAGCAGCAACACCAUGCCCAGCAGCAUCAUCCACCUCCAGCGCCCGGCGGUGGAGGUCAGGGCGGAGCUCCGGGCGGUCCGGGCAGCGGAGGAAGUGGCGCCGGCAGGGCCAACACGCCCGGCGAGGAUGGACGCAACAUUAUCCGAAUGCCGCAGGCGGUCAGUCCGCGAAAGUAUAGCCAUGACCUGAUGCUGCACCAUGUGUUGGGACCUACGGCGCCGGGUGGCGAGCCGGGACAGUUCUUCAUACCCAGCCGCGUUGUGCUGCCGGAGCAGAGGGGAGCGCCCGGCGGUGGCAGUGGACCACCCGGCGGCGGAGGACCCGGAUCGGGCGGCGGUUCCACCACCAUUGACAACUAUGUAAAGACCCGCAUCGCCGAGGUGAUGCGCGAUGAUAUUAGCUAUGGAAAGAACCGGACUGUAGAGGUGCGAUCGGAUGAUGAAGUGACCGCCGAUAUGGUGGCUCAUUCGCAUGCCGCCCAUGCCGCCCAUGUGGCGCACGUGGCCCAUGUGGCCCAUGCCGCUGCCAUGGAGCUGCAGCACCGCAGCAAGGAGCAGCCGCCGCCGCCGGAGAUCAGUGUGUCGCGCAAGACGCCCAACCAGUACGAGGUAGUGGAUGCCAGUGGAAGGCGCUCGGCGGGCUCCGUCUCGGUCACGGUGUCCGGAGCCAACAGUCACCACUCGCCGUAUCAUCCGCCUGCCGGAGCCUAUGCUCCCAGCACCUAUGCCUUCCCCUAUAGCGCAUUGACUGUGCCCAGUGCUGCCGGAGGAUUGCCACCACCACAGCCGCUGCAGCUGGCCCACCAGGCAGUGCCGCCACCUGGCCAUCUGAGUGCCAAGGCCAAGGCGGCGCAUGCGCUCAGUGAGCUGGGAGCAGUCGGUGGCGGAGUGUCGCUGGUGGUGGGCGGCGGAUCCGGCGGUAUGGCAGGCGGACCAGGUGGUGUCUCGGUCGGAGGAGGUGGCCCCGGUGGCGGACCAGGAAGCGGCGGUGGCGGUAGCGUUGCCCAGGCCAUCCAGCAUCCAUCGUCGGCAGCAGCUGCUGUGGUGGCCGCUGCGGCAGCGGCGGCGGCGGCGGCCAGCGAAUCGAAGCCAUUGCUGCUGUCCAAGUACGAUGCCCUCAGCGACGAAGAUUAGUUGUGACUGCCGGCGUCGUCCUCGGCGUCGGCGUCGCACCUGCGGCCAGCAGCAAUAGCAGUAGCAGCAGCAGCACUACCGCCCGGCAGCAGCACGAGCGUGGUCUACGGCUAUCCUGGCUACCGGCGACACUCCCAGCAUCAACAGCAGCCACCACCACCACAUCCGCAUCUGCAUUCGCAUCUUGUCCAGCAGCAACAGUCGCCGCAUCGCCAGCAGCAGCAGCAACAACAGCAGCAGCAUCAUCAGCAGCAGCAGCAGCUCUACCAAACCUCAGUGCUGCCGCCACCGUUGCAAUCCCAGCAGCAACAACUCCAGCAGCAUCAACAGCAGCAGCAGCAACUCCACCACCAGCAGCAGCAGCAGCAGAGGAGCCUCUACUAUGCCAGUGAGCAUUAUCCAGGAGGCAAUGGGAGCAGUGCUGCCGGCGGCAAUCCGGGCUACUACUGACAGCAACACUAAUUGCAGCAGCUGCAACACUAGCAACAGCAACACCAGCAACAUCAGCAGCAUAUGCAGCACAUGCAGCACAUGCAGCACAUGCAGCACAUGCAGCUUAUGCAACUAACACACCUUGCUGUUGGACAAGAAACCCAAGCUAAACAAACAAAAUAUGUAUAAAAAACAAAAUGAAAAAGGCUUUAACUAAACAAAAACAAAAGAAUAAAAUAAUGAGGAAACAAUAGCAGCAGGAAAUAGAAAGAGAGGGAGAUAGAGAUGCAGGGGGGGCGACAGAGUGGGACGGCAUAUGUAGACUUGACAAUAUCUAGUUGCAGUUUUGUCCAACACAAAAUUAUUUAGACAUUUUCAAAACAGUUCAAACAAAACUAUUGUGGCUGCUAACAAAAAUAAAGCACGCAUAUUUAAAAAUUGUACAAAAAAGAUUGGAUAUUUGAUUUUAGCAUUUAGCUCUAGACUUACAAUAGGACUUUAUUUUAAAACUAAUUUUACCGAGAGCAUCUCAGCUCUGUUUCAAAAUUUAAAACAGAUAUUUUUGAAUUGUAUAUAGUGAAAACAAUAGCUGAAGCCAACUUUGAUAGACUAAACUAAGACCCAACCAACUGUUUCCCCUCGAAUCGUGUCCUUUAUGUCGCCUAAAUGUAUCUUGUAUCUAUUGGUGUGUCCUUGUUCUUUCGUGGCAUCCGUGAAUACGUUUCCUCCUCACACAGCUCUAACCUCAGCACCCCGAGUCAGAACGUAAUGAAAUUGGUAGGGACAACAAUAUAGAUAUAUAUAUAUAUACAUAAAAAACUAGAAAUCACACCACACACUUAUAUAUACAAUACACACAUAUGAUUAUAAGGAGUAAACAAAAUAAUAAAAAACACACUGUUGGGCUGUUCUUAGAAAAAAAAAAAACAAAAUGAAAAACAAAAAACCUAAAGGAAAGAAAACAAGUAAAACGUGAAACAAGUAAAUAUAUAUAUAUAUUAUCUAUAGAACACUUUAAACAUUAUUUAAACGACUUUUUGUAAAUUUCAUAAAAAAACUGCGCAUAAUUUUAAUGAGCAUCAUUUAAUCAAUCUUAUCGAUAAAUUUACUACUACUAUUAUUCGUUUAUACAUAUUUUUUUUUUGCUAUUUUUAUAUGCAAGAUCUAAUUUAUGGAGCAUGAUUGUGUUUUACCCUCUUCUUAAGCAAACGCUAUUGAAUUAUGUACGUUUAAUUGAUAAGCUAAUGAAAGUUUCGAUGUAAGUAAAAUAAAAGUAAGCCCAUUACGUA